This is a messenger RNA of Humulus lupulus (European hop), 315 nucleotides long. RefSeq lists its product as uncharacterized. Bases 1 to 315 code for a protein of 104 amino acids. The record is from RefSeq and is a predicted model, not a curated record. The transcript has a single exon. NCBI's taxonomy places the organism in Eukaryota, Viridiplantae, Streptophyta, Magnoliopsida, Rosales, Cannabaceae.
AUGAAGGCUGAACUUCAAGCUCUUGAAAGUAACAAAACAUGGCAGAUUGUCUCUCUUCCUCCAGGCCAACACACUAUAGGAAGCAAAUGGCUAUACAAGAUCAAAUACAAAGAAAAUGGAGCCAUUGAUCGAUAUAAAGCUCGUCUUGUGGCCAAAGGCUACUCCCAAAAGCACGGUAUCGAUUACUUUGACACCUUUGCUCCUGUUGCAAAAUUUAAUACUCUUAAAUUACUUCUUGCUGUGGCAGCCAUAAAAAAUUGGUCCUUAUGCCAUCUUGAUAUAAACAAUGCUUUUCUUCAUGGGGAUUUUAAAUGA